Molecule: messenger RNA, 4152 nt
Organism: Stegodyphus dumicola
Lineage: Eukaryota; Metazoa; Arthropoda; Arachnida; Araneae; Eresidae
Product: plexin domain-containing protein 2-like
Source: RefSeq, a predicted model, not a curated record
AUGUCUCCUUGCCAGGACAUCGGCGGAGCCAGAGGGGGAACUGUUGAGUUAUCGUUUGAUUUUCCUUUCUAUGGAAGUUUGCUAAGAAAUGUUACCAUUGCAACUGGAGGUUUCUUAUAUACUGGUGAUUACUUGCACAACUGGAUUGCUGCUACUCAGUAUAUAGCACCUUUGAUGGCUAACUUUGAUACCAGUCUUUCAACAGAAUCUGAGAUCAAGUAUGCUGACAGAAGUACAUCAUUUGUUGUUCAGUGGAACAAAGUUUUUAUUCAAGGCAGAAUGAAUGAUGGUGCAUUUACUUUCCAAGUUGUUUUGAAGCAGAAUGGGGACAUAGUAUUUGGAUAUAAAGAUGUUCCUUAUCCAAUCUCAAAUAUAUCUGAGUCUCAUCAUCCAGUUAAAAUAGGAAUAUCUGAUGCAUAUAUUCUGGAAACAUCACUAUUUUUUGUACGAAGGAAAACUAUAUAUGAAUAUCACAGAAUAGAUUUACUGAAAAGGAAUAUUACCAAUAAUACUGCUUUGUAUUUUAGUGCUUUGCCAACAUGCAGUAGUUUUAAAGAUUGCAUGUCUUGUAUGGCUGCUGAUGCAAAAUUAGAAUGUAAUUGGUGUGAAGCUGUUAAACGGUGCUCUGAUGGAAUUGAUCGCUUAAGGCAAAACUGGAUUAGUAAUGGCUGUAUGCAUGUGAGAACAUACAGUUGCCCUGCUUCAUCUGUUUCAACUUCUACAGAUCAAUCACUUAGUAGCACAUCUCCAGGCAAAAGAGUUGAAAUUACAACUAAAUAUUUAACUACUAAAGAUGCAACAUCUAAAUCUGCAUCAACAUACAGUUUUGAUUCUGGUUCUGGUGCAUAUAAUUAUGCUGAGUAUAAAUCUCAACAAGCUGCCCAUUUCGUCCAAGAAGAAGAAGAAACAUUUCAACGCAGUAUCAGUCCUGGAGCUAUAGCUACAAUUGUCAUAUUUCUUACUGCAUUAAUUGCUGCAGGAAUUUGGGUUGCAUAUGCAUAUAAAUUUCCUCAGACUCCAUCAGGCCAAUUCUUAAUUAAGUAUCGCCCUAGCCAGUGGGCAUUUAAAAAGGAAGAUACUGGAGUCAUUACAAAUUCACGUCAUUUGUAAAGAAUUGUGAUUAUGCUCUGUGUAAAACAGGUAUUACUUUCUAUAGUUACAGUAUUAUAUUGUGAAAAAGGUCUUACAGUUUUUUGCUGUGGUAAUAUUAAUCUUUUAACAGAAUAGGAUUUUUAAUUUUUAAAGAAGUAUUUUUUCUAUCUUGUUUUUUAAACUAAAACAACAAAAAAAAACUUCUGAUAAUCUCUUAAAUCUUCAAUAUCUCUUGUAUGUAUUUGAUUAUCUGUAACUAGAAAAUUUCUGUUUAAGUAUUCAUACUGUAAAUGUGAACUUUUUUUUUUUUUUUUUUUUUAACAUUUGAAGGUUUGUAACUAGAACAUUUCUAUUUCAGUAUUCAUAAUUUAGAUGUGCACUUUUUAAACAUGUUGGAAGAAUUUAUUCUUUACAGAUAUCUUUUUUCAUAAAAUUCUGCUGAAACUUUUGGUAGCUUAACUAUAUUUACAUGUUUUUAAAAAAAAGUAACUUGUUAGAGGUGAAUGCCUUAUCCAGAAAUUUCAAUACAGUUUUAUUUCCUAAUCAUAUUUUUUUUUUAAUAUUUGUUAAGUUUCAGCAGAUUUUUAUGUAUUUUUUAAAUGUUUUGCUAAUGUUAAUAUUUUAUAAGUUGUUUUAGAAAGGUCUUACGAUUGUAUCUCUUGAAUUUUCGUUAAAGGGUCCUUGCUUAGUUUCUUGAAUAUAAUCUCGAUUUAAGAAAAUAAGGUUUUCAUAAAACCAAUAGUUUGGGUCACUUAAUAACUUACAGUAAAAAUGUGCAAAAUUUUAAUAGUAAAGGGGAAGGAAACAGAAAAAUGUUAUUCAGAGGCAUAAUGCUAUUGACAUGUGAUAAAACGGCCUGAGAUAUCUUUAAAAUUUUUCUUCAUAGAAUUGGUGACUGUAUGCAAGUUCAUCUAAAGGCUACUCUGUGAGUAAUUAGAAAUUUCUGAAAUAUAUCUUUUAUGUCCAAGAAGCAUGAAGAUAUAAGCAUAGGUCACAAUUCCCAAUUUUUUAAAAAAAAUACAUUUCAGAAUUUUGAAUCUAACAAAAAUCAGCUUUUACAUUACCUCUAAAAUUGACAACUCUGUCUUCUUUAGUUUUUCAAGACUGUAUUAUUUUAUAUUGCACAACCAGAAUUUAAAAUAAAUAAAUAAGGUUUAAUUAAAGAGCAACUUAUUUAUUUGAACUCCCCCCUACAUAUUAUUUUUAUAUUUUAUAUGUGUGUGACAUUCCUAAAAAUUUUAAUAAUAAUAUAAUUUAAUAAUAAUAAAAUUUUAAUAAUAAUAUCUUAUAUAAAAGUAAAUUAUAAAGAGUUGUAAUUUAGAUUUCAUUGAAUGAGUAAUUACAUUGAGUUUUAUUCUCGAUAGAAAUAAAAUCCAGUAUACUUUACUAAAAAUUAAACUGAUUUUUUUUUUUAAAAUUUAAGAUAUAAUUGAAAUAUAGUGAAAACAUACAGCAAAAUUCUUGUAAUUGUUAAGUUUAUCUUAAUAUGGAACAAUAUUUCUUUGCUUCAUCUAACAUUUAUUAAAUCUCUGAGACACAGUAAAAUGAAAAAUUAUUAAAAACAGAAUAUUAUAAAAUAAAGUGUUUGCUUAUAGGCAGCAUUAACUGAAAAUGCCUUGAUUAUUUAUUAGGAAGAGAAAUUUUGCCUUUGAGAGGAGUUCCUUCAUUAUGUAUUUCAUGUGCUUAAAUUUUUCUUAGCUCCAUAAUAUAUAUCAGUGUAUCGUUUCCUGCUAAGAUGCAAAAUUUAUUGAUUCCUUGAUUAAGCCAUUUGAUCUUUCAGUAUGUAUGCUGUACUGCAUUCAUCAUCUAGAAAAAUAAAUGCUCUUAAAAAAUAUUUCUUGAAAUUUUAAUAACAUUUAAAUGUUUUAGUUUUAUAUCAUGUAAAUAUGUUUAUAAUACAUUGAGCAGCAGUUAAUUAUUAAAAUUGUUUAUCUGUAUUAGUAAUAAGAUGGAAAUUUAAGUUGUCAAUGUCUGUAAAGAACUGAUCAACAUAAUUUUUUCUUUCUCUACCAAGAUCUGUCUGUUUUUUUUUUUUUCUUUAUUUGCUGCAUUUAUAUUUACUUAACUGUUUCUUAAAAUAUUUUGAUAUAUUAUAAUUUGAAAUAAUAAUGAAAAUUAUAAAUUGUAUUUUUUUCUCAUUAACAAAAAGUGAUACCUAUGAAUAUCACUAUUAAUUUUGUUGGUUUUUGACAACAAUAGCAUUUGUUUCCGAUUAACGAAAAGUGAUACCCGUCAAUAUGUUAUUAGAUCUGUUAUUCUUUUUCAACAGUUUCCUCUACUAAGUAAUCCUGAAUUUUUGUUCUACUAGUCGAAAAAAACUAUGUGAUGUAAAUUUUUGCCCUUCUCUGAAGGGUUUUUAAAGUUUGAAUGUACAACUAGAGAUUAUUUUAUAUUUUUGGGGGUAUAUGUAAGGAUUUGUAUAUAUAUUUUUUUAACCAGAAUUUUUUAGAAUUUCCAUACUUUUUUUAAAAAAAAAAGAUAUUUUAUUCUGUCUGUAAAGAAAUAUAAUGAUAUAACAAAUCUUGAGUUGUUAAUAAAUGCAUAUAUUUUAUGGUGAUAGAAUUUAAUGUUAUUAUGAUGCAUUUAUAACUCUAGUCUAAAUAUAUAUUUUCUUUCCUUUGUAUAUUAAAAAUAUAUUUGUUCCAUAAAUUCAAAAAUUCACAAUGUGUAGUUAGAUAUGAUUUGCCCUGGGAUUGUACAACUUCAGUUAUUUCUAGGCUCCUAUAUUGUGAUUUUAAUAUUAUACUAUAUGAUUUGUAUUUUAAAAUUAAUUUCGUAAUUCUAAAUGUAAAUCAUGUGCAACAUACUUAAAAACUGAAAGAAUUUAUUUAAUUAAUACUAUGGAUUAUAUUCUGAGUGCCAUAUAAAUUGAUGUAUUUUAAACAGAAGUUUUAUGGAAUAGAAAUAACAUCAUUUGAAGUAUAUAAAAUUAUUUGCAUUUUUAUUAAUUAUGCAGUUUCAGCUCAUUUGAAAUUCCAUAUUUUUUGUUAUUUGUUUUUAAUUUAUCUACAAUUGAAUUUUAUGUAAUCUGGAAUUCUUUUGCUAGUUAAAAUAGAAAAA